AGCUCGGCGCGCAGGGCACGGCCGCGCCAUGGGUCCCGGCCACUUGGAGCGGAUUUUUGACAGAGUGGGGCACUUCGGCAGUAGCCCAUUGUUCAGAUGAGGAAACUGAGGCACAGAAAGGUUAAGGAUCUUGCCCAAGGUCACAGGUGAUUCCAGAUAUUUCUCUAUUUUAUAUGUGCCUUCCAGAAUAUCUCUUGUGGUAUCCACUACCUGUCUUCUGUGUUCAUGACAUUCACCCCCCGCUAUACCUGCAAGCCCCCAGGCAAUGUGAGUCAGGUUAUUUUCCACAAUCUCUCUAGUUGGAGGUUGGAGGACACCUGGGCCCUGUUGUCUCCAGGCCAGGAAGAUCACAUUACAGUGCGGCUGCAGGAUGGUGAGAUCUGGGAGCUUUCAAGGUGCAGCAGGAUCCGGAGGGAAAACAUAUCACAUUUGGACUAUGAAUACAGUGGCACUAAGAGUAACUUUCUUUGUGAGGAUGGCUACCUAUAUGACCAAAGCAAGUGGAAAAGCACUGUGGUGACCGAGUGGAAUCUGGUCUGUGACCGAAAAUGGUUCAGAAUUCUGAUCCAGCCCCUAUUUAUGUUUGGAGUCCUGUUGGGAGCAGUGAUAUUUGGCCACCUUGCAGACAGGCUAGGAAGACAAGUGAUCCUGUGGUCCACAAGCAGUGGCAUAUUUUUGUUUGGAGUAGCAGCGGCAUUUGCAGUUGAUUUUUACAGCUUCAUGGCUGCACGCUUUUUUCUUGCCAUGGCUGCAAGUGGCUAUCUCGUGGUGGGGUUUGUCUACGUGACGGAAUUCAUUGGCAUGAAGUCACGGACGUGGGCCUCCAUCCAUUUGCACUCCUUUUUUGCAAUUGGAGUAAUGGUGGUGGCUUUGACAGGCUACUUGGUCAGGACCUGGUGGCUUUAUCAAGUGAUCCUCUCCACAGUGACUGCUCCCUUCAUCCUGUGCUGUUGGAUGCUCCCAGAGACACCUUUCUGGCUUCUAUCAGAGGGAAGACAUAAAGAAGCACAAAGAGUCGUCGAUAUGAUUGCCAUGUGGAAUGGGACAAACUCCUGUAAACUGUCAGAAAUUUUAUCACUGAAUAUAGACGAUCCUGUUUAUAGUAGCCCCACUGCAGUUAAGAAGCACAACCUAUUUGAUCUCUUUCGUGACUGGACUGUUUCGGCAAGAACACUUAGUGUUUGGCUGGUUUGGUUCACAGGGAGUUUGGGGUUCUACACCUUCUCCUUGAAUUCUGUUAAUUUAGGAGGCAAUGAAUACCUAAAUCUCUUCCUCCUGGGUAUAGUGGAAAUUCCUGCUUACGUCUUUGUGUGCAUCGGGAUAAACAGUGUGGGGAGAAGAAAUAUGAUGGUCUUCUCCCUUUUCUUCAGUUCAGUGUCCUGUGGUGUGAUUAUGGUGAUCCCCCAGGAUAACCAUGUUUGGAUUGUGAUGGUUACUAUGGCUGCAAAGUUUGCCAUUGGGUCCGUGUUUGGCCUCAUUUAUCUUUAUACAGCAGAGCUGUAUCCAACUGUUGUAAGGUCUCUGGCGGUGGGAAGCGGCAGCAUGGUGUGCCGGGUGGCGAGCAUCCUGGCCCCGUUAUCCUUGUCCUUGGUCAGCUCCUGGAUCUUCAUACCACAGUUGCUUACUGGGAUUUUGGCCUUUGUGAGUGGAGUGCUAACGGUAAAUCUUCCAGAAACCCUCGGAAAACCGCUGAUAACUACUUGGGAGGAGGCUGCAAAACUGAAGUCAGAAAACAAUAGCAGUUCAAGCAAAUUACUUCCCACAACUAAUAAUAUUCGGUUGGAAAAAGUAGAAGUGAUUAACCCCGGGGACUCUAGUCUUGAGGAAUAAACGUGCCAUAUGUGCUGUCUAGCACCUGAGAUAUUGUUUAUGUGGAUGCUUUUGUAUUAGAGGAAUAUUAUUCUCAUCUCCCACAUGUUGUUUAUGUGUCUUUAUAAAAAAUUUUGUAAGAGAGUUUUAAAACAAUUGUUUUGCAAAAGUAACAGAAAUAAAAACCAAGAUGAGAAUUCUUA
Molecule: messenger RNA, 2012 nt
Organism: Cynocephalus volans (Philippine flying lemur)
Lineage: Eukaryota; Metazoa; Chordata; Mammalia; Dermoptera; Cynocephalidae
Gene: SLC22A16
Product: solute carrier family 22 member 16
Exons: 9
Coding region: 226-1830 (534 amino acids)
Biological process (GO): transmembrane transport
Cellular component (GO): membrane
Source: RefSeq, a predicted model, not a curated record